This is a messenger RNA of Habropoda laboriosa, 4592 nucleotides long. It is a transcript of the gene Gyf, whose product is annotated as PERQ amino acid-rich with GYF domain-containing protein CG11148. The coding region runs from base 79 to 4278 and encodes 1399 amino acids. The record is from RefSeq and is a predicted model, not a curated record. The transcript has 16 exons. Lineage: Eukaryota; Metazoa; Arthropoda; Insecta; Hymenoptera; Apidae. Gene Ontology annotation, molecular function: protein binding.
AAAAAACCAUCAGCCAUAUUGGUGUGUUGUAUCGCUGUCCCUCAGUAAUUUCGAAGAUCAGUGAGCAAAUAGAUUAUCAUGACGGAUUCCAUGAAAUUUGGUCCAGAAUGGUUGCGUAAUCUGUCUGGAGACAGUUGCAAUAAUAGUGGUGGUGGUGGAGGCACUACAAGUUUAACCACUCCACGUUAUCAAUUAGCUGAACAUAGAUACGGGCGAGAAGAAAUGUUGAUUUUGUUUGACCGCAAUUGCAAACCUCCUGAACCAUUGUCAAAUUUCUCAUCAUUAUAUGUUGAGAAAACUCAGCUUCCUUUGGCUCUUAUACAAAUGACAGAAGAUGAAACGCGAAUGUGGAAUGGAGGAAUAACUAAUGUUGGUGGUCGAGGAAGAGGUGGAAGCGUCGAUCGUGGGGGGCGCGGAAGAAACGGAAGAGGUAGCUUGUAUUCCUCUCAUUAUUCCCGUGGCGUUGGUUUCGAUGAUUCAGGAGAUGGAUCACGAAUCGACAGUCAAUCAUUUCAAGGGAGAAAUCGCCCAUUUGAUAGAUCUCAAAGUGAACGUGGUUGGUCAGAAAGAAAUGGAGCCUCAGAUCCAGGUGAAUGGAACGGUUCUACUAGUCCUAGAAAGGAAUUAAGUCGUGGAGCUAGUGGUAGUUCUCUUAUGGAAAGUAAUUGGCGACGUCAUCGUGGUGGUACAGAAGACGAUGAUAGUUGGCGAAAAUGGAGUAGGAGUAGUUGGCGCGAAGGUGGGAGUAUGGAUAGAGAUAGAUUAGAGAGAAAUGAAGGAGAUGGAGAAGAAGGACGAACUAGUGGUGGUAGAUGGGAACAUCGUGGAAGUCACAGAACUACACAUGAUUCAAGUCACCAUCCCCCUCCUCGUACAGCACGUACUUGGGAAUCGAACCAUCAUGAUAAUAAUCAUGAUAAUCUUCCUGAAUGGGCUACUGAGAAUCCUAGCGAAAGUGGAGGAAGCUUUGAUGCUUCCGGCGCAUUCCAUGGUGGAAUAUAUUCAGAUGACGAUGAAGAUGGUGUGAUUAGUGCAAGUGGUACUCAAGAAUCAUCAAGGACUCGACGUGUUUCUGAAGGAAGUACAGCUAUUACAACAAAACCUGGUAGCAAACCUUUAUCUUAUAGCUCGACUCAGGGACAAAUAGCAAGUCGCAAUGGCAAUAAUGGAGCAGGUAUAAUUAAUAAAGAACGACCGAAGUCCUUACAUCCGCUCGAUGAUAAAGAUGAAUCUAUCGAGAAGAAAAGGAGAAGCAGUUCUCCGAUAAAGCCACCACCUGUUACAGUAACGGAUAAUACCACUACUAAAAUUUCGACGUCAGUAUCAUCUGAAACUUCGCAAAAGAGAAACACAGUAGCAACAAGUACAGAGCAAACUGAGACUGAAAAAAUACCACCGACCGAUUCUGAUACUAGUAAAUCUCCUAAUAAAGAGAAGAAGAAGGGAGAAGAUGUUGAAACAGAAGCAAAAGUGGAUGCGAUUCCUGCUACUGUGACAAGACAGGUCCCGUUACAAGUAGAAUCUCAAAAGGCCAUGCAGAGUUUAGAAACGGAUAAUGUGAGACACAAGUCGGAAGAUGAUUUGGAUAGAAUGAAGGAAGAAGCGGAUGCAUUAGUGGCUAAAUUGAUGGCAGACGAAGAGAACCACAGGGAGAGAACUGCUGGUGUACCGCCUGCUAUUGGUAACCAAUCUUCCACAGUUCCAUCUACGAAUGGACAGGAGAAAUGGUUUUACCGUGAUCCACAGGGUGAAGUUCAGGGUCCGUUCUUAGCAAGUGAAAUGGCAGAAUGGUGUAAAGCUGGUUAUUUCACUGCAGGAUUAAUGGUAAGAAGAACCUGUGACGAGCGGUAUAGCACCUUAGGAGAUUUAAUGAAGAUGUGUGGUAGAAUACCAUUUACACCUGGUCCUCCGAUUCCUCCUUUAAAGUUAGCAGAUCAGGUUAUACCGCCUGUUCCCAACACUGUACCAGCUGGUAUGUCUGCAUUACCAAAAACUGGUAUAGAUGAUCCAUUACUUCUACUUCAGUAUCAACAAAUGCGGUUAAUACAAAAUCAUCAGUUACUUUUGAGACAAAUACGAACAUCAGCUAUAGCGAAACUUUCUCAAUCGGAGCAUUGGGCAACGUUAAGUCCCAUAGAACAAAAUCAGUUGAUUUUCCAAUAUGUUUUUCAAGAUUCGGAAAUUCCAGAAAUGCUAAUCUCUGCGAAUCCGUUUGUACCACAUCUUCCGUCUCAAGCUUCUAACCCUAUCAUGCAACUUUUCACUCAAUUGCAACAGGCUAAAACGCAGCCGGAGACUCAUUUAACGUCGAAUCCACAUUCAACUACGGCAACGCAUCCACCUAAUGUUGAUCCUAUACAGCAACUUAUACAACAAAUGAGUGGUAUGCAAAAUAUACAAGGAAUUCAACAGCCGAGUAUAAAUUCUACGCCAGCUGCAACGCAAGAAGAUAAUCCCAUAAAAUCUUUAUUACGCCAACUCAAUGUGAAUGCAAAUGGUCAUCCACAAACAUCACAUAUUGAUACUGUUUGGCCACAACCUCCACCACAAAUAAAUCCACAAUUUAAUGCGCAAAAUUGGUUGGCGCAGGUUGGGCCGAUACCAGCAGUACCUCCUGGCCAAUUACCUACAUCAUUAUGGGAUCUACAUACUAAAGAAAUAAAGACUGAACAGCAAAUAUUGGAAGAACAAAAUCUUAGAUUAGAGGAAGAUAGAAAGAAGGAAGAACUUCGAAAGCAAGAAGAAUUACAACGGCAAGCUGAAGAAGAAAAUGCGAAAAGAAAAAAGGAAGAGCAGGCUAAGCAAGCAGAGGAAGCGAAACGGAAAUAUGAAGAGAGAAAGAAGCGGAAAGAAGAAGAGAAGCGUAAACAAGAAGAGGAACGAAAGAAAAAGGAAGAGAAAAAGCGUAGAAACGAGGAGAAAGAAGCGAAGAAACGAGAAGAAUUGGGAAGACAGGCGGAGGAAAAUCUUAAAAGAAAGUUACAGGAAGAGGAAAAAAGGAAGAAAGAGGAACUUAGAAAGCAAGAGGAAAAGCAGAAAAAGGAAGAAGAGAAAAGAAAAAAAUUUGAAGAAGAGCAAAGAAAGCAGGAAGAAGAGAGAAUGCGGAAGGAAGCAGAGGCGCGCAAGCAAGCUGAAGCUGAAGAGCAGGCUCGGCGAGCGGAACGAAGGCGGCGAGAAGCAGAAGCUCUUCGUAAGUUACAAGAAAGAAGUAAAGCACCAUGGGCCCCAGCACCUUGUGCACCAACUCCAGCCACUCCUGCUGCUUCACUUGCGGAAAUUCAAAGACUUGAACGAGAGAAGAAAGCAGAGGAGCACCGGUAUGCAAAAGGCCAGCAAAUGAUGCAGCAACAAUUGAAAGCUGUGGAAGCAACUCAAGAAGCGUCAGCAGCUGACUCGUACAAACGAUUACAAUUUAAGUGGGCAGAAAAUGCUACAGCUUCCACCAAACCUGUACCCGUAAAGAGUCUCGCACAGAUUCAACAGGAAGAGCAAGAGCGGAUCGCCAAGCAGCAAGAAAGGGAACGCCAAGAAAAAACAGGGCAGAAAGAAUCAGCGAAUGUACUACAGAACGCUGGAAUAUGGGGUACUGCUUCUCAGUGUUUGAAUUGGGCCAAUUCGAGUACCUGUAGCAAUAGUCAAGCUUGGUCCAACAAUAGUGGUACGAGUGGUUUUUGGGACGACCCUACGCCAAUCAAAUCCUCUACAACUGCGAAACAGCCUGCUAAACAGAUCCCCGCAACAAAAGCUCCUACUGCCAACCAGCAGCAGCAGCAACAGCAGCAAAGUAAUAAGGCAAAUAAAAGUAAAAAUAAACGGGAAGAGGAACUCGUAAAGAAAUUAUUUGAGCAACCCACUGCCAAGACAGAUGAUUUCACGCAAUGGUGCAACAAAGCCUUGAGUGGAUUACAGGUGUCUGUGGACAUCCCCACGUUUGUUGGAUUCUUGCGAGAUAUUGAGUCUGCGUACGAGGUGAAAGAAUACGUCCGAGAUUAUCUUGGCGAUAACAAACAGAGCUCAGAAUUUGCAAAACAAUUUUUAGAAAAACGUAGUAAGUGGCGAUCCGCCCAACGACCUCAGGCAGAAGCGGAUGACUUAUGCAAGCCAGCGCCUGCUGUUAAUCCAAAUGCACCCAUGGAAUUUCAGGAAGUGAAGGGAAAGUCAAAGAAGCCAAAGAAGGGAAAAAUGUGCAAAGUUGAUAAUAGAAUUCUUGGCUUUAGUGUAACCGCAGCCCCCGAUCGUAUCAAUGUAGGUGAUCGCGAUUAUGGGGAAGAUAUUUGAAUGCAUUCUGAUGACUCUAACUGUAUUGUGGAAAUUGUGCAACGCUUGGCCCAACAAAUGGUUCGUUAUUUAUUUAUUGUAGAUGCCAAAUAAGUUCUAAGGAACCCGUUGCGAGUACUUCGUUAAAAGUAUAUCAGAUUUUUCUAUGAUUAUGCGUGUAAGAAUUUUAUUCCUCGUAUUCUUUACUCGAAUGUUAAUGGGAGCCUUAGAUACCGACAGAGCGUGGCAUUAUUUCCUUUUCAAACGGAACUGAAAGACACUCCGAGGAAUAAACCCUAUUGUACAUACUACUCAAAGAAAGAUACUUCAUAAAA